AGCAAAUGCAAGAACUACACGAAAAGAGAGAAGAGAGGGAAGGCAGCAACCACAGCCUCAUAUUUCCCACCUACCUCUUUGUUGCCUGAUAUCAGUCACCUCCUUCUAUUUUCGUUUCUUAGAUAUUCAUAGCUUUUAAUCUUGAUUUUAAUUUAUUUUACCAGCUUACGAUCGCAACACACACAACCUGAUCUUGCUGAUACCUAGAUAACUUAUUGUUCCUUAUCCCCAUAGAUAUACGAACCAGUAUCGCUCCUUUCUCCUGCUGCCUCGAUCCCGAUUUAGAUGCCCUCUCGCCCAUAAUGGAAGAUCAGGCUAUGGACCAGGAAGAAUGGAAUCCCAUGGGCUCCCCGUCAAUCUCUACAAACCGUCCUCGGCCUAUGCGAUCCGCGAGGCCAACCGAAUUUACUUCCUCAGAAGGCUCUCCGCUUGAUGCGGCUAUCAGCCAGCUACUUAAAGAAAAACCCGACCCAAACGACAACAGCUACAAUUCUGAGUAUCGGGAACAUCGAGAUAUCUGUAUACUUCGCCGCGUGGAUACCGAAUACCGUUCGGGGGAUACGCUGGUAAUCGUGGAAUUCCCCCAGGGUUAUGUAGAUUGCAAAGGAGAUCCGUGGACGCCGAAACAGUUCUGUGUCAAUUCAGAAAAGCUUCUAGCUACUGGUUCAAGGGUAUUCGAGCGUUUAUUGUCACCAGAAAUGCAACUUCGCGCCCGAAAAAGAGCCAAGGCACCAGUGUCCCAAAGAUAUGUCGUCGACCUAACACCUUCUACUGAGGGAGAUGAGCUAGCUGCUCAACUAAUAGAGCUAUCCCUACCACCGGGCGUCCGAGACUGGUGGACGUCCAAGGAAAGAUUGGGCAUAUCACCUUACAUUGUUUCGGGUCAUGAUGACCAUUGCCCAUUCCAUAGCACAGUCCUCGUUGAUUGCAAGAAAACCACCAGGUGUCUUACGAAACGCGACGCUCCACUUCCAAAUAUCGACCUAGCCUAUAUCGAAACCCCGGAGUCCAGAAAUAUCGAUGAUUAUUGCCCCAUUCGCCAUCGUGCCAAUAUCAUCCGCCUCAUCUUAGCCAUUGAGGGUCAGGAUCUGGUUUUGAACUCUGCACCACGAGUAUACACACUCACUGGAGUCGCCAACAUACUAGAUUGUUCGCGUGUCAUUGCAGAUUCUGUGUACACUUGGUUCAUGACGGAGCCCAACACCGAGUUCAUUGAUAUCAAUACCGAAGCCGCAUUCAAAGUUGCCUGGACGUUGAAACUACCCAACGUUACUCGAGCUGCUUUUCGAAUUCUUGUAGCUGAGAAGACCCUCGAUACGCUUGCUGUUCGAUUUCCAGCGCGAAGUCCUCGUCAUACGGUAUUCGGUCGCCCUCGUGUUGACCUCCCUGACGAUUUACAGACUGUUGUCCAGUAUGCCACACACAAAUUCGCCGAUCGCAUCCAGUACACGUUCGAUGUGAUGAAAUCCGAUAAAUUCUAUGAUAUGGUCGAAUUAGUGGAGUACCGAAAAUUUGUCGCGGUCGGCGAGAUUCUACGCAUUACCAUUUCAAACAUUCCUGACUCGGAAGCGAAAUCUUGUCGUGCUACCAAGUUAAAUCAACUCUUUAGCGCCUUCAUAAUUCUCUCUACGAAGCUGUUAGAGUACAAAGACCUACUUUUGCACGAGGCGAUGGAAUCCGAUCCAACGAUUGAGCAACGUGUGGAUUUCGAUCGUGACCGCAAAUGCUACGUUCCUCACAACAACUGGGCUGAGAUUAUAGUGCUGUAUCGCGAGUUCUCCGAUGCGCAACAUCUGCUAAAACCGCAUUUCUGGGAGAAUUUAGCAGCAUAUCCUCAACAAUAUACAGAGCCUUAUUAUACGGAUCGGUUUCUGAGUGAAUACGUUCAGACUUACAAUUUCCGAUUAAGCGAAGCAAUCGCAUAUAUACACUUCGAGACGGGCAGUUUUAAUUCUGCAGAUCUCCGAUUCCAUCUCCCGGAAUUUCGUGAAGAACUCGCCGCCUCUUUGGAUAAUAUGUAUCUGAAAUGGACAAAAUGCGCUCUGGAAACCCCUCUUACUCGAACGAAUCACCUAGUUCUAUCACUAUCCGAGGAUGAGUUUGUAUACCUUCCGCUUUGGGCGGAUGGCUUAAACGAUGAAACAGGUGGCGUAUUUGAUCCGCUCGUGCCGGAUGCGGAUCUGGGACCGAUCGGCCCUGGCCCAGCCUACCAUAGCGGCGCUACAGUUGGAACGGACGUCUCGAGUAUUAGCGAGACAUCUGAUCGAACGCCGAGUGGGGCUAGCACCAUUACCCUAACUGCUGGACGAUCAAUGGCGGCUGUGCCUUCUAAUGUAGGGGCUAGUACCAUACCUGAUGUGUCCGAUCGGGAAUCUGUAGGAGGGAACGAUGCCAUGUCUAUAGACUCGGUCGUUACGGCGGCGUCUACGGCUACCCUAGACGAUGAUAUCGAGUUUCUCGAAUAUGAAGAAAGUGAUACGACAGACGAUGAAGCCUGGUCUCACGUUGAGGGACCUUAGAGUUGGCCAUAUAUGGGAAGGUUCUGGGCGCUUGCUGUGUCAACAAGUAACAGGAGUUUCACGAGGGGAAUAUAUCUACUUAGGGGAUUAGAUAUAUGCGCGAAUGUAGCGAUGGGAUGGAUAAAAUGCGAUCUACGUGCAUAUGCGGUCUGAUAUUUUCCCGCUAUUUGUUUGGAACAAGAGAAUGAGCUACGAUGAAAUGACACAGAGGGUUUGGAUAUAUUUCAUUUGGAAAGGAUUGGGGGCAUAUCGCGUGGUAAAGAUUUACGAUAUCAUAUCGGGAGGUUAAUACUACGUGAUUCGGAUUGGAUUGCUAGAUGGCGUCGCUAUUAUCGUCGUGAGCGGGGCCUACAUAUCAGCUGUGACUAUUAUUAUUUCUUUUUCAGUUGGCCAGUACAUAUGUAUCUAUAUAUACCUAGGUACAUAGGUAUGUACCUGCCUCCUAGCUAGGGUCACACAAUUGCACACAUUACUCGCCAUCACCAUCGUAG
This is a messenger RNA of Hypoxylon trugodes, 3010 nucleotides long. RefSeq lists its product as uncharacterized. Bases 303 to 2519 code for a protein of 738 amino acids. The transcript has 3 exons. NCBI's taxonomy places the organism in Eukaryota, Fungi, Ascomycota, Sordariomycetes, Xylariales, Hypoxylaceae. The record is from RefSeq and is a predicted model, not a curated record.